Molecule: messenger RNA, 3778 nt
Organism: Phymastichus coffea
Lineage: Eukaryota; Metazoa; Arthropoda; Insecta; Hymenoptera; Eulophidae
Product: RNA-binding protein 33-like
Exons: 11
Coding region: 42-3314 (1090 amino acids)
Molecular function (GO): RNA binding
Source: RefSeq, a predicted model, not a curated record
AUGAACCCACACGCAAGCGAGGGACGAAGUGAAAUAGAACGAUGUCAGAUCAUGAUGAUAUCUUGCUGGACGAAGAUCUUGGAGACGAAGAAUACGACUUGGGUAACGACGAGGAAGAAGCGCUUUUAGCCGAUGACAAUGAUUUUGAGAGGUUACCUGUGCAGCAGACCGUAAGUAAAGGAGAAGAAGAGACAGACGAUGUACUGGACUUAGGUGUCACCGAUGCACUUGAUGACUUGGAAGCAGAAGAAGAAAAUGUUCAAUCUAGAAAUAACAAGGAUAAAGCGCAGCCAAGAGAUGCUGCUAACGCUAAAAAGUUGCCCGAAAUCGUAUCGAAGCAUACACCAUCAAGGGAACCAGUUUCAUCUCAGGAGAGUCAAGAGCGUCAUUCGGAAGAAGAACCAGAUGCGCCGCUCGUUCGGCAGCAGCAAGUUGAUCUGCGAGAAAAAUUGCGGGAAAAAUCAAACAGUCAACGCGAGGCGUUCGCCAGAAAUGGCCAGUCGACGGAAGACGACGAGUGUGAAGAAGGCAAAGAAAGACGGAACAGAUUUCAAAGUGAGAGGUCCACGAUUCCAAAAAUGAAUCACAACAUACCCGAUUCAUUGGAAAAUGUUGUAACUGCAGAACAACAUAGACCGCACUAUAGAAGUAGAGAUAGAGUUGGUGAUAGGGGUGACAGACCUGAUAGAAGUGAUCGAGGUGGUGAUAGAGGUGACCGAGGAGAUCGAAGAAACUUGCGAGGCAGAAGCAGUGGCAGAUAUGACAUACUUCCAUCCGGAAGGUUUCUUCACGUUCAUAAUCCUCUGCCUGCGAAUCAGCAACCACCAUUUAGAGGACCUCUGCUGGAAAAUCGACCACCAUUCCCACCAGGGCCACCUAGUAAUUUGUCCGGACAGCCACCGCAUCAUCCGAUGUAUCCUCAUCCUAAUACUCCGGCUCAACCUCCUUACCAUCACCCUCUGGCCAAUAGUCCUCUACCUGGGCAUCCUCACUUUGGUGAUCCUCGCUUACCGAUUCUGCCUAAUCAAUUCCCGGACGGAAUCAGACCUCAAGGCCCAAGAUUAAACAUGCCGAGGAUAGACUACGGACCUCGCUGUCCACCACCACCGCCACCAGGAGCACUCAGCCUUCCUGGACCUCCAGGCCUCCAUCCUUCAGGCCCACCAGGCAUUCCUGGUCAUCCACCCGGCCCCCCAGGAAUACCUCCUGGACCACCCGGUGUUUCGGGCCCACCCGUACCUGGACCAGCAUAUAACUGUCAGCCGAGUCAGCCACCGUUUGGAUCAAAUCAAGGCAUGUUUCCAAACCAUCAGAUACAUCUGCCCGAGAGAGCGCCAGCUCAUCUCGGUGGUAGUCAAGGACCACCGAUGGCUAUGAUGCAAGGACCAAGUGGACCUCACAUCCCUGGCAAUCAGCCUCCCAUAAUUCCUAGUAGUCAAGGUAUCCUAGCACCAGUUUUCAAUCGAGCUCAAGCUCCGGCUCAACCUGCGUCUCUUCAGAAUCAUCCAAAUGCGUCGCCCCAAGCAGCCUAUGAAAAUCGAGUACAAUUUCCAGAUCAGCAAUUUGAGAAUCAUCCGCCGUAUGAUAACCGAAACUCGUAUAAUCCAGCGGUUAGUCAAUUCAAUCACAACGCAUCGCAGAUAGGUCUACCUGUACCACCGUCAACGUCUCAGCAACAGCAAAUGAUCGUAGGUAUCACCAACGUACCCAAUGUGCCAAGCAUACCAAAUGUUCCUGCCAUUCCAACUGGACAUAAAAUUCUCAUUAAUCCUCACUUUCGAGGUAAUCCGAUAAAAAGUGAUGGUAAAGCACCACAAGAUCCCGCAGAUAAGUUUGUUCAAGCACUCAAAAAUGCAUCUAAUGCACGCGAAAAUCGAUCCAAUAGUGCAAAACCCGAUGAUCCGUUCUCAUAUUUCUCAGAUAUGUGGCAAGAAAGCAAAUCACAUAAGCCGGCGAGCGCGAAUCCUCGCAGAUCAUACUCUCCUGAAACUAAUUACAAGAGCGCGACUUAUGAUAGCAAGUACAAGUCUGACAGCCAGUGGUCUCAUAGAGAUAACCAUACGGAGGAGCAUAGGAGUUCUCGCGACAAAUAUAGAGAAAGAGACUUAUCACCUCGACCUCGUAACGAUCAAAAGCAUUUUACUACUUCACCUGAUGUUGGUCAUCGAGGCGAAAGUCACAAUCAUAGUUCACUAAAAUCCAGUGCUCAUAAAGAAAAAUCCAAAUCGGUCAUUUCUCCUUCAAAAGAAGCAAGUAGACUGGCACAGAAAAGAGCGCUCGAUGAAAUGUUGGAAAGGAACUUGAAGGAAGAAGAAAGUCCAAAGAAAUUGCGAUUGAACUCAAAGCAUGCAGAACAUAUUGAAAAACCCUUCGAAAAAGAAGAGAAGGAGGAAGAAAUGGAUCCAGAAAUGAGAGAAUACCGUAGAAAGAUGGAAGAGCAAAAACGUCUGCGCGAAAGGAUUUUACGAGAAAAAGAAAAUCGUCGCAAAAUGGCUGCCAUGGAAAAAACAAAUGCAACUUCUGCUGAAUCUAAUAGCUCAGAGAAUACGAAGCAAGAGUCCACAAUCGCAAAUAUUGCGAAAGAAGGUGCAAAAGGAAAAACUAAUCUUACACUUGCUAAAGGACGAAGCAGACUAACUAAUAAACAGUCUACAGAGGAAAACCCUGCUCCCGCUCGAGUAGUGCGUACUGUUCAAUUAAAAACAGCCAAAGAACAGCUACAGCAAGCAAGUGACAUUGAAGGCGAAGUCGACGAGGACGAAGAAGAUGACGGAGGAAAGAGUGAAUUGCUGUCGCGAAUCAUAUUAAAAAAAGUAAAGAAAGCUCAGAAAACAGCUACUCAAAAGAGCAGUGCAGUUCAGAAAUCGUCGAGCAACAAGACGGUAACGGCGAAUCGACAGCUGGGUCAAAUAAGACAACUGCUUACCAAUUCUCAAAGGAUCGUCGUACAAAGUUCAACAGGAAAUCCACAGAAACAAGAGCAGCUACAACGCCAAAGAAUCGUCGUUAACAAAGGCCAAGAAGCUAAGAAACUUAUUAAAACCAAUAUCGUGAAAGUCGAUAAUUUAGCUGCGAGUACAACCGAGGCGCAGAUACGUCGAAUGUGCCAAGGAAUCGGCAGUAUUGAGAGCGUACAAAUGGGAGAGGGUAAUGCGACGAUCGUCUUUAAGACGCAAUCCGCAGCCAUGGUCUUUCACAAAAAGUAUCAGCGAAAAAUGCUGGAUUUGUCGCUGAUCAAAGUUCAGCUGAUACCGCAAACCACCACGCCCACCAAGGCGUCGACGGUAUUGUUAAAAAAUUCCGCUAAGAAUUAAUCUUGUAUUUCAAGCGCUUGACUCUUUAGACGACGAGGAUAAUGGACGUUUAGUUGUGUAUGUGCUGCAAAAGUGUAUUAUUAUUUAGGACAAUGGAUUCUAUUGACGUAUCUAUUUAAUUCUAUUUGUAUAUAACAUGUAAAACUGAUGAUAUAUCUUGUUAAUUUCUGAGUUAGUGUAAUGAAAGCACUAGUAAGCAUUUCUUUUUUUCGUUCAAGAGAAAACAAUUGAGCUAUACAUAAUGUAAUAACUUGUAUGAUAAAAGUAAAAGCAAAGAACAAAUUUGGCUGUUUCACGGCUGCUGUAAAAAAUUAUAUCAAUGUGGCGUGCGCACUUAUCACAUGCCUAUAUUUAUAGAUUAGAUUUAUUUCUACAAAGACCGCAAAAAUAUAUGUCAAAUGUUGUAAGACGAUGUACAUUCUUUUUUAUAAUUUGUCACUUUAUUUUAGCCAACGACUACAAUA